AUGGCAGAGUCGAGCGCGGCACGCGAAGAGCCCGUGACCGAGCAGGUCACUGACAAUGCGUUGGCCCAGCGAGUCCUGCGCAAGAUCGACCGGCGAUUAGUGCCGUUGCUCUUCGUGACAUACAUGCUCAAUUUUAUGGACAAGACCAUUCUGUCGAGUGCUUCCGUCUUUGGCCUUUCCGAUGACACUGGUCUGGUUGGCCAGCAGUACAGCUGGGUUUCAUCCGUCUUCUAUUUUGGCUACCUGGGAUGGGCCUAUCCGACCACGCUGCUCAUUGCCCGUCUCCCAGCAGCCAAAUACUUGACAGCCAACACCUUUUUUUGGGGGACAGUCGUCGCUCUCACGGCAGCAUGUACCAAUUUCGGAGGCCUAGUGACUUUACGAUUGCUGCUGGGAGUAGCGGAGGCUACGAUUACCCCGGCAUUCAUGUUCAUCACCUCGACUUGGUAUACUCGCGAUGAAAUUCCGACCAGAACGGGUUUUUGGUUCGCAGGCAACAGUGUCGGCGGAAUCGUGGCCAGCCUUAUUGCCUAUGGGUUCGGGCAUGUAGAUGAUCAUGUCGGACCGUGGCGAUGGAUGUUUAUUCUGCUUGGCAUUCUCACGUUUCUGUGGGGCAUCGCCAUCUGGACUUUUCUGCCGGACUCAAUCUCCAAGGCCCGUUUCUUGUCUGAGGAGGAGCGUCAAUAUGCCGGAAACAGAGUUGUCGUUGCGGGAACUGGAGUGACUGAACACACUACGUGGAAGUGGAAUCAAGUCGUGGAGUGUCUGAUGGAUCCCAAGUCCUGGCUGAUCUUCGGCCUCGAGUUGUUGACUCAAAUUCCGAAUGGAGGCACACAGAACUUCGCCAACCUGGUGAUUGUGUCAUUCGGAUUUACUAGCUUACAGUCUACCCUCAUCACCAUCCCGUACUCAAUCAUCACGGUAGCCGCCAUCACCGGAAGCGGAUGGCUGGCGGGUCGUUUUCGUCAGCUAAACUGUCUGCUCAUCGUGGCUGUCGUGCUCCCUUGUGUCGUGGGCAGUGCCAUCAUCUACUCCCGGGCCCACAUUGCUCUUGGGGUUCAACUGUUCGGAUAUUUUUUGCUCUCGACGGGCCCUGCAGCCAUGCCACUCGCCAUGUCUCUCGUGCAGGCCAACUACCGCGGAGUGACGAAGAAGAUGACCAUGACAGCAAUGCUGUUCCUUGCAUACUGCGCUGGCAAUAUUGCCGGUCCCCAAUUUUUCCUCAGCAGUGAAGCUCCAACAUACAAUACCGCCUUCCGCACCAUCAUGAUCUGCUAUGCUCUGGCUGUCAUGUUAGCUCUCUGUCUUCGGGUAUACCUGCAAUGGACAAAUACACGCCGCAGCCGAGAAGAAGGGUUUGAGGGAAGCGCUGGUAAUGCAGGUGCUGUUGGCGGUGGCAAAGUGUCGGAUGUCGAUCAGAGAUCCAAUACUGUGGUGGAUAUGGUAAACCAAGUGAGACUUGUAUCAGCAGACUAUGAGGAUAUUACCGACUGGAAAACGCCAGGCUUUCGAUAUCGUUAUUAG
Messenger RNA from Penicillium macrosclerotiorum, 1524 nucleotides. RefSeq lists its product as uncharacterized. Gene Ontology annotation, cellular component: plasma membrane. The record is from RefSeq and is a predicted model, not a curated record. Gene Ontology annotation, molecular function: dipeptide transmembrane transporter activity; allantoate transmembrane transporter activity. The coding region runs from base 1 to 1524 and encodes 507 amino acids. Lineage: Eukaryota; Fungi; Ascomycota; Eurotiomycetes; Eurotiales; Aspergillaceae. The transcript has 3 exons. Gene Ontology annotation, biological process: dipeptide transport; transmembrane transport; allantoate transport.